AUGCAUAGAGGAAUGCGUGGCCUAAAUAAAGUCAUGCUUGGGAAAGCUCCAUUUAACCGACCGUGGGUUUUGAAAAGUUAUGCGCCCUUCUCGGAUGAGGAUUGUAAUGAUUGUGAGGCCGUUUCCAACAGGGAGGUCGAGCGGACUGUGGCGGUAGUAGCAGAGGCCCAAUUAUCUGACGACGAGGCCACCUCCGUCUAUUACUUGCCCCCGCCGGCCUCCGCCUUGGUGUGCCUUCCGCCCAACCCCGACCCACCGCCUUUUAACGCCUUCGCUGAACCCCUCACCAUUGAAACCAGAGGCUUGUCUCCAAGUUCUCAUCUACAAGAAAAAAAAGUAGACCCGUUUUACGUGGAUAGUCUAAAUUUACAAAAGGAGAUUCUCAAUCCCGGUGGAGUUGAAAUUUAUGUAUCCGCGUCUAAUCUUCUCGAAAAUGUUGCGAUAGUCGAAUUGGAAAAUAAUCUGUGGGUUGGUGGUUGGAACCCUCGAGUGCCCGAUUUGCCCAGCCUCUUCCACAUGGGAGAUCUUCUGAUCUCUGUCAAUGAUCAUAAGGUGCAGACCCAGCGUCAAUUCAAGAAGAUUGUUGAGGGCACGAAACGGUGGGUGGCACAGGAGCGGCAGCGGAAGCCCGACAUAGCGCUGAACCCAGCCGAGGUGAAGUGUCGGCUACGUCUGAGGCGACUGCCUCUCGCUAAGACUCUGAUCGUGUGUAGACAGAUGCAAGACCAAAAGAUCGGUAUCAACUUCGACGAUAGUGGUACCAACAAGGUGAAGAGUAUAGACCCGGAGGGCCCCCUAGCAUGCACUGGUCUGCUCCCCUUCGCCCCGUCUUUUGUCAAAAAGUCCGCGAGUGUCCCCUUCCCCAUGUCAGUCCUACGGUUUCUUGAUCAAAAGCAGACCAACUCGGCUCCAGUAAAUUUCGUACCGUGGACGGCGACAGAAAUCAACCACAGGCCCCUCAAUCCCUUCUUCAAACAGCACGAGGCGGACCUGUUGAUCGGGGCUCGAGGGAUGGUAAUUAGCGUAACAUUCCAGCCCUCCGACUUCAUGGAAGCGCUAUGCAGAAAAAUCAGGAAAUUAAAGUCGCACCGGACAUUCUUCUAA
Echinococcus granulosus is the source of this 1104-nucleotide messenger RNA. RefSeq lists its product as hypothetical. The coding region runs from base 1 to 1104 and encodes 367 amino acids. NCBI's taxonomy places the organism in Eukaryota, Metazoa, Platyhelminthes, Cestoda, Cyclophyllidea, Taeniidae. The record is from RefSeq and is a predicted model, not a curated record. The transcript has 7 exons.